CGUGCGGCUGCGCCCCAGCACUGUGUAUGCGAGCGAAGAAGUAGCGAGAGCGCCAGAGCCAGAGCCUAAAACCGCAUUAAAGACAAGAUGGCAGGACUGCCCCGCAGGAUCAUUAAGGAAACCCAGCGCUUGCUGGCAGAGCCAGUGCCUGGGAUAAAGGCAGAGCCGGACGAAAGCAACGCUCGCUAUUUUCAUGUGGUUAUUGCAGGUCCGCAGGAUUCCCCCUUUGAGGGAGGGACUUUUAAACUUGAACUAUUCCUUCCGGAAGAAUACCCUAUGGCAGCUCCUAAAGUACGUUUCAUGACCAAAAUAUAUCAUCCUAAUGUAGACAAGCUGGGAAGAAUAUGUUUAGAUAUUUUGAAAGAUAAGUGGUCCCCUGCUUUGCAGAUCCGCACAGUUCUGCUAUCCAUUCAGGCAUUAUUAAGUGCUCCUAACCCAGAUGAUCCACUAGCUAAUGAUGUAGCUGAGCAGUGGAAGACCAACGAAGCUCAAGCCAUAGAAACAGCCAGAGCAUGGACUAGGCUAUACGCCAUGAACAAUAUAUAAGUUUAACCAGAAGUCAAGUGUGAACGCAACUCCUGUUCUGCCAAGACCACUUCCUUCUUAAUUUGCAUUUAAAGGACACAGUCUUAGAGGGGGGGGGGGGGGGGGAUUGUGAAUUACAGCAUAAAAACAAACCAGACAACUUCAGUCCUUUGGUGAUUUAAAUGCACAUUAGCGAGUAUUUGUCUUUGUACUGAUUCACUGUUAUCAUGCAUGAGGCUAAAAAUAUACCACGUGGCUUUUUAUUAAAAUUUGUUUCUGAAGCAGUGGCCCGCCUCUAAUUUGCAUAUAAAUGGCAUUUGUUUGACUGUAAGAGCACUGUGAAUGAAGGUAGGCAGAGUUAGCUGUGGGCACAGUGUCAUUUUUUUUUUUACUACUUUUUUUUCUUUUUUCUGUUGUGAUGCUAAUAGAGUUAAUAAAGCAGAUAAGUAGAAGAACAUAGAUCAUGCCCUCUGCCAAGUCUGGUUUACCCUUUAGAUGCUGUAGAUGUAUUUAAAAAAUAAAUAAAUAAAUAAAAAGCUUGGCUUUAACAUCAACCUUAAAAAAAAAAAAAAAAAAAAUUAAUAAUAAUAAUGAAGUCCACCACUCCACCAUCACUAAUAACAUUGACUGCUGUCAUGUAGACCCCAAAAAAGGCAUGUGACUCUUUGUAUGGCUUGUCUGGAACAUUCUGUAAAUCUUAUGUUUUAGUAAAAUAUUUUUUUGUUAUUCUA
Molecule: messenger RNA, 1256 nt
Organism: Polyodon spathula (Mississippi paddlefish)
Lineage: Eukaryota; Metazoa; Chordata; Actinopteri; Acipenseriformes; Polyodontidae
Product: ubiquitin-conjugating enzyme E2 N
Exons: 4
Coding region: 88-546 (152 amino acids)
Source: RefSeq, a predicted model, not a curated record